CUCACUAAGAGUUAAAGCUCAUAAUUUCGUCCUUGAUCCAACCGUAUAUACGGGGCAAGCAAACUUGGCGUCCAAGCAUCCUUUUCUAUAUGUAGAACCCACUUUUGAGUCCCACCUUUCUUUUAUCGGUUAUACCCUUUGCUCUCUCUCUCUCUCUCUCUGAAGAAGUUGGUACAGUGCAAACAGUUUGGAAAACCAAACCUAGCUGAAUUAUACAUAGAGAAAAAUACAUGUAGGAGAAGCAAAAGUGGGAUACCAAUAGAAUCGAUUUUCUCCCUACCAAAAACAAGAGGUGAAUCGGGAAAAACUUGUCUGGAAAGAGACAAGGGAAAUCAAGGAUCUGUUUUUGGAUAUAUGGGCAUAUAGAAGAAAGAGAUGACAUGGUGCAAUGACUCAGACGAGGAGAGGGGAAUUCAACUGCUUGCGCCCACUAUUACUCCUGCAACUAACAACAACACAAAACAAACCGAAAAUCGCACCAUAACUUGCCCCUCAUGUGGCCAUAACAUCGAAUUCCAAGAUCAGACCGGAAUCAAUGACUUGCCGGGGUUACCGGCUGGUGUGAAAUUUGAUCCGAAUGACCAAGAGAUAUUAGAGCACUUGGAAGCAAAGGUACUUUCUGAUGUUCCCAAGCUCCAUCCCCUCAUUGAUGAGUUCAUACCAACGCUCGAAGGGGAGAACGGGAUCUGUUAUACGCAUCCAGAAAAGCUUCCAGGUGUAAGCAAAGAUGGACAGAUCCGACACUUCUUUCAUAGGCCAUCGAAAGCAUACACGACCGGAACAAGGAAGAGAAGAAAGGUUCACACCGACGAAGAGGGAAGCGAGACAAGGUGGCACAAAACAGGAAAAACCAGACCAGUUUUUGUUGGUGGUGCAGUGAAGGGUUUCAAGAAAAUACUGGUGCUGUACACCAACUACGGGAGGCAAAAGAAGCCGGAGAAGACGAACUGGGUGAUGCAUCAGUACCAUCUUGGGAGCAAUGAAGAAGAGAAAGAUGGGGAAUUAGUGGUUUCAAAGGUGUUCUACCAAACACAACCUCGACAAUGUGGUACUUCCAUCAUAAAACAGGAUCUGUACGAUGAAGAAAGAUUGACUAACCAAAGUGUUGUUGAUGAUGAUAAUAAUAACAUAGUAGGUAGAAGUGGAACUCUUAUGGACUACUACAACAACCCUUCUUUCAUAAAUUAUGAGCAUGUUGGUGGUCGCAAUAACAGGGAAACUUCACCUCAACUUAUCCCAAAUUUGGUCAUGCAAGCUGAUACCUCUUCUUUCAUUCGCUUAGCGAUGGAUGCCACCAAAGCCAGGCUCAACACAAAAUAGCUUGCUAGAUAAUAAUAUAAUUCAUAUGUUCAUGGUUUUUUAUUAUAU
Molecule: messenger RNA, 1368 nt
Organism: Vigna unguiculata (cowpea)
Lineage: Eukaryota; Viridiplantae; Streptophyta; Magnoliopsida; Fabales; Fabaceae
Product: NAC domain-containing protein 73-like
Biological process (GO): regulation of DNA-templated transcription
Cellular component (GO): nucleus
Molecular function (GO): transcription cis-regulatory region binding; DNA-binding transcription factor activity
Source: RefSeq, a predicted model, not a curated record